This is a messenger RNA of Drosophila novamexicana, 1411 nucleotides long. It is a transcript of the gene p47, whose product is annotated as NSFL1 cofactor p47. Gene Ontology annotation, cellular component: nucleus; cytosol. Bases 89 to 1315 code for a protein of 408 amino acids. The record is from RefSeq and is a predicted model, not a curated record. The transcript is spliced from 5 exons. NCBI's taxonomy places the organism in Eukaryota, Metazoa, Arthropoda, Insecta, Diptera, Drosophilidae. Gene Ontology annotation, biological process: autophagosome assembly; nuclear membrane reassembly; proteasome-mediated ubiquitin-dependent protein catabolic process. Gene Ontology annotation, molecular function: ubiquitin binding.
ACUGAAUUUUUGUCUAUCAUUAUCCGUUCACUUGGCUUUUAUAAUUUAUUUUGUUUUGGACAGAAUACCGUAUAAAAACAUCAACAAAAUGGCCGCUCGCGGCGAUCUAAUUGCACAAUUCAUUGAAAUCACUGGCAGCGAUGAAAAUGUUGCUCGUUUCUAUCUGUCCAGCUGCGACUGGGACAUUGAGCAAGCACUUGGCAACUACUGGAGCACACAAUCGGACCAACCGGCUAUUCGCACACUAGUGGGACAGUCAGAAAACCCGACACCGGCACCGGUAACAACUUCAAGUGCUGCCGGCGCCAGCGCCAGCGCUGGCCCCGCCGCCGCAUCGGCAACAGCCGCUAAAGCUGUGCCGGCGGCAACUAGUGCUCCACCAAAGGCUUCAAGUGCUAAACCAAAGUUCGCCACGCUCAGCGACAUGUCCAAGCAGUCGUCCAGCGAUGAUGAGCAUCAAGCCUUUUAUGCCGGCGGCUCUGAUCGUUCGGGCCAGCAAGUCUUGGGACCGGCAAAGCGUAAAAACUUUCGCGAACAACUAACCGAUAUGAUGCGCUCCGCUCAGGAGCAGAACAUUGCCGAAGUGGGCGUCGGUCCGUCGACCAGCGCCACGGCAAACGUAAGCGGCGGCAAUGUUUGGGGGCAGGGCAUGCGUCUGGGCAUGACCAACAAUGAUCACACGUCAGUGGGCGCCAGUCGCCCGGCACAGCCAACGGAAAACAAGCCGGUUGUGGUACUUAAGCUCUGGAGCCAAGGCUUCUCCAUUGACGGGGGCGAGCUGCGUCACUAUGAUGAUCCGCAAAACAAGGAGUUCCUGGAGACGGUGAUGCGUGGGGAAAUUCCACAAGAACUGUUGGAAAUGGGACGCAUGGUAAAUGUCGAUGUAGAGGAUCACAGACAGGAGGACUUCAAGCGUCAAGCAGUGCCACAAACCUUCAAAGGUUCCGGCCAGAAACUGGGCAGUCCCGUAGGCAACAUUGUGAGCAACAAAGAACCAGCCGCUACGGCUACCCUCGCACCGGCCGACGUGGCCAACCAGGAGGCCAGUGCACGUGAUGCCAUCAAUUUGAAUGCUGAAGCUCCAUCAACCACACUCCAAAUACGUUUGGCAGACGGCUCGCGCCUGGCGGCUCAAUUCAAUUUGACGCACACCGUCUCGGACAUACGUCGUUUUAUACAAAACGCACGUCCGCAGUACUCGAACAGCAAUUUCGUGCUGGUGUCGUCGUUCCCAACACGUGAGCUAAGCGAUGACAGUUCCACAAUUGAGAAGGCUGGCCUUAAGAAUGCUGCGCUGAUGCAACGCCUUAAAUAAACUGUUCACUGUUCAGAUAAAAGAUACAACAAAAUAAUAAUAAUUAAAAUACAAAUGGAUAUGGUGCAUUCAAAUUGCAAUACAACCCAUAAACAA